Messenger RNA from Haemorhous mexicanus (house finch), 2263 nucleotides. It is a transcript of the gene GPAA1, whose product is annotated as glycosylphosphatidylinositol anchor attachment 1. Gene Ontology annotation, cellular component: membrane; GPI-anchor transamidase complex. The record is from RefSeq and is a predicted model, not a curated record. Gene Ontology annotation, biological process: attachment of GPI anchor to protein. Lineage: Eukaryota; Metazoa; Chordata; Aves; Passeriformes; Fringillidae.
GCUCCCCGCCCUGGCUGCGCGCUCCGGCAGCGAUUGAGCGGCCUGGCCCCGCUGUGCCCUGCAGCCCCCCGGUGUCCAUGGGGCUGCUGUCGGACCCGCAGUGCCGGCGGGCGCUGGCCCGGCUGCUGCUGCGCCUCAACACCCUGCUCUGCGUCCUGAGUUACCUGUCGGGGCUCACCUGGUUCCUGCUGUUACCUGCCCUGGCCCCCCGCACGUACCUGUCCGAGAACGCCAUGGGCUCCACCAUGGUGGGGGAGGGCUCCGACCUCGGGGCCCGCGCGCUGGGGCUGGCCCGGGACUUCGGGGGGCACAAGAGGAAAGCGGGGGCCAUGCCGGUGCAGUGGCUGGAGCAGACCAUGUUCCAGCUGGGGCUCGAGGUCCAUCGCCAGCCCUUCAGCCGCACGCUGCCCUUCCCCGACGAGGCCCACGAGCGCUACCUGGUGCGGGGCACCAACGUUUUCGGGGUGCUGCGCGCCCCCCGCGCUGCCAGCACCGAGGCGCUGCUGCUGCUGGUGCCCUGCUCCGAGGGCAGCAAGAACAACCAGGCCGUGGGGCUGCUGCUGGCCCUGGCGGGCUACUGCCGCGGCCAGGUGUACUGGGCCAAGGAUCUCAUCUUCCUGGUGACCGAGCACGACCUGCUGGGGACACAGGCCUGGCUGGAGGCCUACCACGAUGUCAACCUGACUGACAUCCACUCGGGGGGGGUCCCAGGCCGGGCAGGGGCCAUCCAGGCCGCACUGGCCCUGGAGCUGAGCUCGGACGUGGUGACCAGCGUGGACGUGGCCGUGGAGGGGCUGAACGGGCAACUGCCCAACCUGGACCUGCUGAACCUCUUCCACUCCUUCUGCCUCAAGAGCGGCCUGCUCUGCACCUUCCAGGGGAUGGCCCUGAUCGGCAUCUACGUGGCUGGCAUGGCCCUGCCCCACAGCACGCACAGGGCUCUCUCCGGGGGUGGCCAGCGGGGCUGGAUGUCCCUCAAGCUGGUGGCCCUGCUGGCCCUGGCGCUGCUCCUCUCCUGCCUGGCCCUGCUCAACUUCUCCCUGGGCUUCCUGCUGGGCGCCACCCUGGUGCCACCUGCGGCCGCCGUCAGACCCGGGGGCAACAGGCUGCCCCUGGCCGUGCUGCUGGUGCUGACCACGCCGGGGCUGUCGCUGUUCCUGGGGUGCUGUGGGUGGCUCCAGGGUGGUCGCAGGGGUCCCAGGGUGGUCCUAGGGUGGUCCCUGGUGGUCUCAGAGUGGUCCCAAGGGUCUCUAAGCCCCCUCCCCUCCAGGCUGCCCCUGGCCGUGCUGCUGGUGCUGACCACGCCGGGGCUGUCGCUGUUCCUGGCCGUGCUGCUGGAGCGGGAGCUGCUGGAGGCGCCGGCGGGGCUGGGCGAGGCCUGGCAGCGCUUCCUGGGGGCGCUGGGCCAGGGGCUGCUGCAGGAGCACCUGCACGGGGCUCACCUGAGCCCCCUGCUCUGCCUGGGCGCCUACCCCUGCUGGCUGCUGCUCUGGAACGUGCUCUUCUGGAAGUGAGGGAUGGACAGACGGACACAGGGACAGAGCCACGGACCCCUCCCCUGAGCCCCCUGCACGGGGCACACCUGAGCCCCCUGCUGUGCCUACCCCUGCUGGCUGCUGCUCUGGAACAUGCUCUGCUGGAAGUGGGGGAUGGACAGACGGACACGGGGACAGAGCCACGGACCCCUCACCUGAGCCCCCUGCUGUGCCUGGUGUCCCACCCCUGCUGGCUGCUGCUCUGGAACGUGCUCUUCUGGAAGUGAGGGAUGGACAGACAGACAGACACGGCGUGGACACAGGGACAGAGCCACAGACCCCUCCCCUGAGCCCCCUGCUCUGCCUACCCCUGCUGGCUGCUGCUCUGGAACGUGCUCUUCUGGAAAUGAGGGAUGGACAGACGGACACGGGGACAGAGCCACGGACCCCUCCCCUGAGCCCCCUGCUGUGCCUGGUGUCCCACCCCUGCUGGCUGCUGCUCUGGAACGUGCUCUUCUGGAAGUGAGGGAUGGACAGACGGACACACGGACAGACCCACGGACCCCUCACCUGAGCCCCCCCGUGCCUGGGGGCCUAUCCCUGCUCUGGAAUGUGCUCUGCUGGAAGUGAUGGAUGGACACACGGACACCGGGACAGACAGACGCGGCAUGGACACAGGGACAGAGCCACGGACGCGUCUCCAGCAGGGACAGGCCCAUGGACAGUCCCGCAGAGGGACCCAUGGACAGUGACAGCCCCGGAUGGACACACGGACGCACGGACAGACA